Molecule: messenger RNA, 1308 nt
Organism: Chenopodium quinoa (quinoa)
Lineage: Eukaryota; Viridiplantae; Streptophyta; Magnoliopsida; Caryophyllales; Amaranthaceae
Product: probable aldo-keto reductase 2
Exons: 5
Coding region: 172-1191 (339 amino acids)
Cellular component (GO): cytoplasm
Source: RefSeq, a predicted model, not a curated record
AUUCUACAAACAUCACUACAUCAUUAUUCAAUUUAGUGAAGUCAUGAAUGAAGUCAUAACUGCCUACAAUUCUCUCAUUCUCCCACAUUUUAAAGGAAUUAUUUUUCUCCAAUAAAAUUGGAAACAGAAAACCCAGAAAAUUCAAAAUAAAAUCAUCAAAAAUUAAAAUCAAUGGCAGAAGUGCAGAAGAUGAAGUUGGGUUCGCAAGGGUUAGAAGUAUCAGUCCAAGGACUUGGGUGUGCAGGAAUAGUUCGACCACCAAAGCCAGAAGAUGAGAUGAUUGCUCUAAUUCAUCAUGCCAUUAAUUCUGGCAUCACUUUUCUUGAUACUUCUGAUAUUUAUGGCCCCUUUACCAGUGAAAUUCUUGUGGGAAAGGCUCUAAAAGGAGGGAUGAGAGAGAAGGUACAAUUAGCUACCAAGUUUGGGUUAAUAUCAGCUGAUGGUAAGAUAGAGGUGCGGGGUGAUCCUGCCUAUGUGAGGGCUGCUUGUGAGGCUAGCUUGAAGAGACUUGAUGUUGAUUGCAUAGACCUUUAUUAUCAGCAUCGUGUCGAUACCAGUGUUCCGAUAGAAGUAACGGUAGGUGAGCUCAAAAAAUUGGUUGAAGAGGGAAAGAUCAAGUACAUUGGUCUAUCAGAAGCAUCUGCUACGACAAUCAAAAGAGCUCAUGCUGUCCACCCCAUAACAGCUGUGCAGAUGGAGUGGUCUUUGUGGACACGAGAUUUAGAGGAAGAAAUUGUGCCUACCUGCAGAGAACUAGGCAUCGGAAUUGUAGCAUAUAGCCCUUUAGGACGUGGAUUCUUUUCAUUGGGAGCCAAGGUGGUUGAAAACUUCUAUGAAGGUGACUACCGAAAGAAUAUACCGAGGUUCCUGCCUGAAAACCUUGAGCAUAACAAACACGUUUUUGAACGGGUUAGUGAUAUGGCUGCAAGGAAAGGGUGCACUGCAUCGCAGCUCGCUCUUGCUUGGGUUCAUCAUCAAGGGGACGAUGUCUAUCCUAUCCCAGGCACAAGCAAGAUCAACAAUCUGAACCAAAAUAUUGCAGCCUUGACAGUGAAACUAACACCUGAUGAAAUGGCUGAACUCGAGUCGUAUGCUUCUGCUGAUAAUGUGAAGGGUGAUAGAACCUGGACUAAAACCUUUUCUUGGAUGGAUUCAGAUACCCCUCCUUUGUCUUCUUGGCAAUCAUCAUAGAACAAUCUAUUGCAAAAAUAUGUUGUAUUCUUGAUUCACAGGUACAAAAGUUAUAAAUAAUGUGUUCACUUGUUUGUAUUCAAAAUUCUUUAUCCAUCAUUUUUCGAAUUAGAUUAA